AUGAAGAUUCAAUUAUUAUAUUUGGUAGUUAUUACCACCGCAUUGCUUGGUUGUUUGGUGAGUGGACAACCAACUGUUGUACCACAACCACAAUCCUACCAAUCGGGUAGUGUUUCCGUGUUGUUGAACGACAAGCAAUUCUCGAUUGAACCAUCGAUCAAUUCUGCCACUUUCAAUGUCGCAGUCAAGCGUUAUUCCAGUAUGUUUUUCCAAUUCGGUGAUACCACUCCCUACUUUGAAAAAGGCACGGGUGCCUCUGGACUCAAUACUCUUAACAUCACAAUCGAGUCGACCAGCGAAGAUCUCUACAUGGGUGUCGACGAGAGCUAUUCGAUCACUGCCACCUCAAGCGAACUCUCUAUCAGCGCAAAGACCAUCUACGGUGCCAUGAGAGGUUUGGAAACCUUUUCACAACUGAUCAUCUACGAUCAAUCUUCAAAAACCUACUCCAUUCCAAACACACCAAUCGCCAUCAAUGAUUACCCACGUUUCCCAUGGAGAGGUUUCAUGAUUGAUACUGCUCGUCAUUGGUAUCCACCUAGUUUUAUAUUACAUAUUAUUGACACUCUUGGAUAUAAUAAAUUCAAUGUAUUACAUUGGCAUUUGUCUGAUGCUCAAUCAUUCCCAGUAGAAUCAAAAAUCUAUCCAAAUUUAACAUUGGGUGCAUUCAAUCCACUUGCUGUUUUCUCUCAUGAGCAGAUCGAAGAAAUCGUUGCCUAUGCCAAGACAUACGGAAUUCGUGUGAUUCCAGAGUUUGAUUUGCCGGGACAUGCUGCAGGUUGGGGUAUUGGUUACCCAGAUUUGCUAGCGCAAUGUCCAGGAUAUGCCUAUAACAUCAACAACAUUGCCCUUGACAUUGCCUCUGAGGGUACCUAUGAUUUCUUGAGAAACUUCUUUACAGAGAUGACCCAGUUAUUCCCAGAUGCCUAUUUCCAUACUGGUGGAGACGAAGUCGUUUUCGGUUGUUGGACUGCCGAUCCAGCCAUUCAAAGUUGGAUGAACAAGAUGGGAUUCUCAACAUCCGUUGCAUUCGAAUACUUUGAGAAUCAAAUGGACGAUAUUCUCAUUCCACUCAAUCGUACAAAGAUCACUUGGAACGAUCCAUUCGAAGCCGGUGUCAAGCUCGGACCCGACACUCUUAUUCAAAUUUGGAAUAGUGCAACCAUCACCCAACAAGUCUUGGAAGCCGGUUACAAAGCAUUGGUUUCUUUCGCAUGGUAUCUAGACCAACAGGUUCCAAUGGGAAACACCUACUAUGAGUUUGAGGACACCUGGAAGACAUUCUACUCGAACGAUCCACUCAAUGGAAUUACAACCAACGCACAGAACCUCCUCGGUGGAGAAGCCGCAAUGUGGAGUGAACAAGUCAGUCAGAUGUCUUGGGACGUCAGAGUUUGGCCACGUUCUUUGGCUAUUGCCGAACGUCUUUGGUCCGCUGAGAGUGUUACCGAUAUCACCUCGGCCAUUCCACGUUUCGACAAGCAAUCUUGUUCGAUGGCCAUUCGUGGUGUCAACUCAGGACCACUUCAAUCCGAUUUCUGUCUCUUACCAAUCUAUCUUUACCCAACUGGUAUCGAUGGCAAAACUCAAUUGAAAGAAGAGUUCAUACAAUACAAUACACUCAUGAGUGUUGAUAAUAAUAUUAAUAGUUCAAGUUUCAUAGCUACUUUAAAUAAUAACAACAAUAAUGUUGAUGAUAAUAGUAUUAGUAGUAGUAAUAGUUUAGUAUUACCUAAUCAGCUAGGUAAAAGAAGUAGAGAUGAUGAUGAUGAUGAUGACUAUGCCGAUAUUUUCAAUGAUCUAGAUAGUUUUCAGUUAGAAACAGACAAUGUAAAUGUUCCUCAGAUAUCAAACACAACAGCUUCACUAGCACUUACUGCUGCUGAUAAUAAGAAAAAGAAAAAGAGAAAGAGAUAUAAAAAGAAAAAAAAAGAUAACAACAUCAGCAAUCUUAACAAUCAAAAUCAAAAUAAUAGUAUUGGUAGUAGUAAUAAUAAUAAUAGUAAUAAUAGUGAAGAAAUACACACGAAACAUCUUUUAUAUUCAAGUUCAACAAAGAAUAAAUAUUGGAGAUGUAAUGAUAAGAAAGAUGUUAGAGUUUUGAUGAAUAGGAUGUUUAACUCCAAGGUUGGACAAUGUCUGUUUAGUCCAGAGGGUUUUAAGCGACCAUCGAAUAUCAAUGAACUCAAUAUGAAGAAAGAGAUAAUGGUUCAAUUCCCAUUGGUUCAGAGGAUGCUCUUCAAAUUAAAGUCAACUCCAUAUUCUUUGAUUUUAGAUAAUCUAAUUAGAGAGAAAAGACAAUACGAUGUAUUUAAAUACAAUAGAAAUAGACAAAAUAAUAAUAUCACUAGUGAUGAAGAGGAGGAAGAAGAAGAUGAUGAUGAUGAUGAAAUUGCAGUUAGUGACAAUGAAAUGGAUAGUAACAACAACAAUAAUAAUAGUGGUUUUAAUGUUACUACAUGUAAUGUUGGUGGAUAUUCACAAUUGAAUUUGGAGGAUCUUAUCAAAGGAAAGGACAUUGAAGUUCAUUAUAUCUAUAGAUUCAUAUUGACUAUAAUCAAUAAUAUACUACCUCCUAAACAGAUUUGGAGAUCUCCUUCAAAUUCAACAGCAACAACAAACAUUACAACCGUUACAACUACCACUACAACAACAGCAACAACUACGAAUGUUGUUAGCAACAAGAAACAAUUUGAAAAAGAACUUUUAAAUUAUUUAAAGUCAAAAACAUAUCAUUACAUUAACUUUGAUCAAUUAGUUAAUAGGUUUAAUGUGAAUGAAUUCAUUAUACCAAAGAUUAAAUAUCUAAGAUCAUUCUUAUGGUGGAUGUUUGAUGAUAUGAUUCCAACUUUGGUUACCAAACAUUUCUAUUGUACAGAGACUGCACAAUCGAGAAUCUCACAUGUUUAUUUCCUGAUGAAUGAAUGGAAUAGUUUAUCAUCCACUCAAUUAAAAUCAUUAAAGAAAUCAAAUUAUAAAUUAUUAUUAAAUAAUGAAUUAGCAUCAUAUAUUGAAUCAAGAAGAACAGGACUGUCACAUCUUAGAUUUCUACCAAAAGAGAAAUCAUUGAGACCAAUUGCUAAUCUUGGAAAGUCUGCUACCAAGGCAACAAUCAUCACAAACAACGGUACAACUCUUACGCAUAGGAAUUUUAAAUUAUCAAGUAACUCAACUAUGGUUGAUUAUUUCCCUAUUUUAAAGUAUGAAAUGAAUAAGAAUCAAAAGUUAUUGGGAUCUACAGUUACUAGUAGAACUGAUUUCUAUCACAAGUUUAAAGAAAUUAAACCAAAGUUACUAUCACUUGCCAUGAGAGGUGUAAAGAUUCAUAUAAUGUCAAUAGAUAUCAACAAGUGUUUCGAUUCAUUGAUGCAAUCGAAAUUGAUACAAAUAUUAGAUGAGAAUGUAUUUGUAAAUGAUAAAUAUAUUAUAUCAAAUGUUAGAAUACAAUUUAAAGUUAAGAAUAGACGUAGAAUAAUAACGUUGGCGUAUGCAGAGAACGAUAGAGCUGAUUUCGAUGCGAUGUUGGUUCGUAUUAGAAGUCAGUUGAAUGUCGCUAGCGUUGUGGAGAAUAAGAAGGAUAUGAGAGAGAUUGGCAGACAAGAGGUGCUAGAGGUGUUUGACGAGUUGAUAUGUGAGCACAUUCUAAAGUAUGGCGAGGAUUACUACUUGCAGACGAAGGGCAUUGCUCAGGGUGCAAAGAGUUCCACCAAGUUGUGCGAGCUGGAACUUGGUGAUCUCGACAACCAGCUGCUAAUGCCACGCCUGUUGGAUAACAACCCGAAUGCAUUCAAUGCACUGGUUCGCUUCGUCGAUGAUUACAUCUACUUUACCGACAGUCCGAGUAACACAGAGCGUUUCAUCGAUGUCUUUACUAAUGAGACACCCGCUCUCUAUGGUGUCAAGUCAAACAACCAGAAGACCAAACAGUUCCUUCACGAUUUUGGCAAAGCAAAGGGUAUCGUUGAGUUGGACGGUAAAUACAUGCCGUGGUGUGGAUUACUUAUCAACGUUGAAUCAUUUGAAAUCCUAUAUGACUAUUCAAAGUAUUCAGGAAAGAAGCUUAUUAAUGAAUUGACAUUUCCAGCAAUGGGAAGAUUAACAUUACAACAAAGAUUAUUAAACUUUCUAAACUCUCAAGUCAAAGCAAAGUUAGGUUAUCAAUACUUGGCAAUGGCAUUUUGUUGUUGGAUAAAGAAAUAUUAUAGUACGAUUGCACUUUUAGAUUUUGAAAAGGUUAAAAUCUUUAAAGGUUCGUUUAUCAAAAGAAAGGUUAGUGAUAUCCCAUUAAAGUUCAAUGACUUUAAAUGGAUCGUUUACACAGCAUUCCAUUUGAUAAUGUCAAAGAAAACCGGUUUCCCCAUAAUCAACAUGUUAAGAAACAAACUCUCUAUACUCUUACGAUCAAUCACAUCAUUCAAGAUUAUCUCUACCAAUCUAAAGUUUCUAUUGAAUCCAAAUCUAUCUCUAGAUUUAGCAAUGAUAAAAUACUAA
This is a messenger RNA of Heterostelium album PN500, 4491 nucleotides long. It is a transcript of the gene nagA, whose product is annotated as beta-N-acetylhexosaminidase. Gene Ontology annotation, molecular function: beta-N-acetylhexosaminidase activity; RNA-directed DNA polymerase activity. NCBI's taxonomy places the organism in Eukaryota, Evosea, Eumycetozoa, Acytosteliales, Acytosteliaceae. Bases 1 to 4491 code for a protein of 1496 amino acids. The record is from RefSeq and is a predicted model, not a curated record. Gene Ontology annotation, cellular component: membrane; lysosome. The transcript has 14 exons. Gene Ontology annotation, biological process: carbohydrate metabolic process; glycosaminoglycan metabolic process.